AUGCUCCUUGUCGUUCGGUACUUGAGCUGGUCAAGAGAGGAGGUUGGGCCGUCGGCACGCAGGUGUGUUCUCGAGUCCCCCUUCUUGAGAGCUUGUGUCGUUGCUAGUGGGCUUUUGUCAAGAAGAGGCACAAUUUUGGGAAGAGGUUGGGUACUUUUCCGAAGGAGGCUUCAGCAUAUUGUCGGCUUGGGCUCAUUAACAAUCGCGCCACUUGGAUAUGUCAAUUUGAAGUCCAUGAUCAUGAUCUUUCAAAGAGGCAUGACAGAGGAAGAGUCCGAGAAAGCUGAUAACAAAGAGAAAACUGAUGGACCAAAGCAAGCCUUGUUCUUUGAUAUCACUAAUAUCUGCGGAUUGCUGGGCAAUGAGGAACUUGGUCCAGCCUUUGAGUGCCGUUGA
Messenger RNA from Prunus armeniaca (apricot), 396 nucleotides. The record is from the annotation of a GenBank genome assembly. Lineage: Eukaryota; Viridiplantae; Streptophyta; Magnoliopsida; Rosales; Rosaceae.